AAGUAAUAACCUUUAUUAUUUUUCCAUAGAAAAAUCAAAUUUCUGUUGAUUUACAAAUAAAUUUGUCAACUUCAAACCACAUAUCCAAUUUCAAAUUGUGAUUGUGAGCUUAAAACUCUAGCCACAAAACUAAAAAUGGAGCUAUGAUACCAUUUUAUUUCAUCAAACAAAUUCAAAUAUCAAAUAUUUGAAAAAAUACCUUUCUAUUAUUAUCACUAUCUCCUCAUAAAUGGAGAAAAACCUUACAAAAAUCAUUCAAAAUUUUAUUUUCAAGUCCAAAAUUGCUCUACAAAUAUCACUUUCUUUAAUUUUAUUUACUGUAGUUACCCUACAAUCAUCAAAAAACCUUUCUUUCAAGAAACUCUACACUUCACUACAUAUUAGUGAUCAUAUCAAUGGAGCUCCAUAUUAUUUUAGCCCAACAAAAUGUGAUAUAUUCUCGGGUGAAUGGGUUCAUGAUUCAGAUGCUCCAUAUUAUACUGGUGAAACUUGUAGCUAUAUAGAAGAACAUCAAAACUGCAUGAAACAUGGAAGACCCGAUACUGAAUUCAUGAAAUGGAGGUGGAAACCAAACGGGUGUGAGUUACCCGUAUUCGACCCGCAUCAUUUUUUGGAGAUUGUUAAAGAUAAGUCUAUGGCUUUUGUUGGUGAUUCCGUGGCUAGAAAUCAUAUGCAAUCCUUGUUAUGCCUUUUGUCUCGAGUAGAACAACCUUUGAAUAUAUCUACACCAAGUGAUUUAUAUAUCAAGCGUUGGUAUUAUCAAUCGUACAAUUUCACACUUGCUAUGUUUUGGAGUCCAUUCUUGGUUAAAACCCAAGAAGAUGAUCCAAAUGAUACCUCCGGGAAGAAACUAUUUGGGCUUUUUCUUGAUGAGCCCAAUUCGUUAUGGGCUGAUCGAAUCGAUGGGUUCGACUUUGUCGUCAUGUCCGCGGGCCAUUGGUUUCUUCGGCCCCUUAUCUAUUACGAGUCGGGCCAAUUAGUGGGUUGUCGUCUUUGCGAAACCAAGAAUGUGACAAACUAUUCGUACUCCUUAGCAUAUAAAAACGCGUUUCGUACUGCUUUUCAAACAAUUUUAGCAAGAGAAACUUUUCAAGGCAGAGUUUUUUUGAGAACAUUUUCUCCGGAUCAUUUUGAAGGCGGACAAUGGGACAAUGGAGCGGAUUGCAUAAGGCAAAAGCCCAUGAAGAUUAAUGAUACGGAUGCAAAAUCGUAUAUAUUAGAGAUGAAUAUGGUUCAAUUAGAAGUAUUUAAAGAAGCUCAAACGUUGGCCCAAAAACGUGGGUUGAAUUUUGGACUUUUGGAUAUAACUCGAAUUAUGUUGAUGAGGCCGGACGGACAUCCGAGUAAAUAUGGGAGGCCCCCACAUUUGCCACAUUGGAAUGAUUGUGUUCAUUGGUGCUUACCCGGUGCUAUUGAUACUUGGAAUGAAAUUUUGCUUCAGGUGUUAAGAAAAUGAAGCAAAAAUUGUUCUGCUAAAUACAGAUUUUUGUAUGAGAUGAUCUCAAUGUAAAACGCGCUUUAUACAUGUGUUAAAUAGCCCAACUAAUACAAAUUAUUAAUAUAUAAUCUCCUUAUUUUAAAGCCAUCUCACAAAAACGGCCUCUCAUGAAAAUAUCUUGUUACUAAAUUACUGGUUAGGUUCAAAUGUAUGUAUAUUGUGAUUCUUUUAUUGCAAAAAAGUUUGUAAAUGUAUAGAAAGGAUUCAAUUUGAUAUAAAAAAAAUCCAAUAUGGUGUGUUUU
This is a messenger RNA of Amaranthus tricolor (Joseph's coat), 1740 nucleotides long. RefSeq names its product protein trichome birefringence-like 19. The record is from RefSeq and is a predicted model, not a curated record. Gene Ontology annotation, molecular function: O-acetyltransferase activity. Gene Ontology annotation, cellular component: Golgi apparatus. Lineage: Eukaryota; Viridiplantae; Streptophyta; Magnoliopsida; Caryophyllales; Amaranthaceae. The coding region runs from base 230 to 1456 and encodes 408 amino acids. The transcript is spliced from 2 exons.